Molecule: messenger RNA, 1356 nt
Organism: Vicia villosa (hairy vetch)
Lineage: Eukaryota; Viridiplantae; Streptophyta; Magnoliopsida; Fabales; Fabaceae
Exons: 4
Coding region: 1-1356 (451 amino acids)
Molecular function (GO): zinc ion binding
Source: RefSeq, a predicted model, not a curated record
AUGGCCAUAAAAAGAUUUCAUAUGGCAAACAAUGUUGAUUUUAAAGUUGAUCGCGCCAACGUUGAGAGGUACAAAAUUAAGUGUAGAAACACUGAUUGUGGAUUCAGGUUGCAUGCAUCAUACAGGAAGAGAAGUGAUUCAUGGGUGAUAGGAUAUAUUUCCCAAGAUCACACGUGUGUUAACACAAAUGUUUCACAAGACCACCGUAAGCUAAGUUAUGACAUUAUAUGUCAAGAAAUCUUGCCCCUAGUUGACAAAGAUCCAUCGUUAAAGGUGAAAACGAUAAUCUCUCAUAUCGUUGCAACUUACAAUUACACUCCGUCUUAUAGAAAGGCGUGGCUGGCGAAGACCAAAGCGAUCGAAAUUGUGUAUGGAAAUUGGGAGGAUUCGUACAAACGACUUCCACGUAUCUUAUAUGCGCUUCAAAUUUAUGCUCCUGGAACCGUUACUAUUUUAGAGACCCUUCCGGCACAAUCUCCAGACGGAACGUGCCUUCUAGGAAAUGUGAUAUUCCACAGGCUUUUCUGGGCUUUCCGCCCAUGUGUUCAAGGAUUUGCAUAUUGCAAACCAAUUCUUCAAAUAAAUGGAACUUGGUUGUACGGAAAAUAUAAAGGCACCUUGUUGAUGGCUGUGGCACAAGACGGAAGGAGAAACAUUUUUCCUGUUGCGUUCGCUCUUGUGGAAGGAGAAACUGCUGGAGAGAUAAAGGACAGGGCUCUUCGGAAGACUCUUGUCAAUGCCGGAUAUGCAUUGACUCAACCGACGUCCCAAUAUUAUCGACAUGAAAUUGUAGCAGCAAAUCCAGAUGCAGGCAGAUGGGUAGACAAUCUUGCUAGAGAGAAAUGGACCAGAUCAUACAACAACGGCAAGCGAUGGGGGCACAUGACAACGAAUCUUGUGGAGUCUAUGAACGGAGUGUUUAAGGGCAUCAGACACCUUCCGAUUACUGCCUUGGUGGAAGCAACAUACUAUAGGAUGGCUUCUCUUUUCGCAAGAAGAGGUGAGCGUUGGAGUGCAGUUCUAGAAUCUGGACAAGUAUUCAGCGAAACAUGCGUCAAAUUCAUGAAAGAGCAAUCUGCCAAAGCCAACAGCCACAUUGUGACAUCUUUCAAUCGAUUCAACAGGACCUUCAGUGUUAAAGAAACGAUUGACCAUAACGAGGGCCUUCCGAGACAACAAUACAGGGUUCUUACAGACGAAGGGUGGUGCGAUUGCGGAAAAUUUCAAGCCUUUCGCAUGCCAUGCUCUCAUGUAAUUGCAGCAUCCAUUGUUCAAGAUGGUUAUGAAUCACCUGAUGUUUUGGUGGUUUCUAGUGGAGAUUCGAGCAAAGAAUGGAUUAUGGAUUCAGGUAUGUAA